Molecule: messenger RNA, 2841 nt
Organism: Strigops habroptila (Kakapo)
Lineage: Eukaryota; Metazoa; Chordata; Aves; Psittaciformes; Psittacidae
Gene: KCNJ2
Product: potassium inwardly rectifying channel subfamily J member 2
Exons: 2
Coding region: 696-1979 (427 amino acids)
Biological process (GO): regulation of monoatomic ion transmembrane transport; potassium ion import across plasma membrane
Cellular component (GO): plasma membrane
Molecular function (GO): inward rectifier potassium channel activity
Source: RefSeq, a predicted model, not a curated record
GGGGAGCUGCUGCGGGAACCUGCAGCCCCCGGGACCCGCCGCUCCGGGCUCCCGCCGCUCUCGGAUCCCUCCUCUCCGGAGUCCGUCCGCUCCGGGGUCCGUCCACUCCUGUGACCCGCUGUCCCCGGGACCCUCCUUCCCGGCGUCCCUCCUCCCCGCCCCAUCGGGGCUCCCCGCGCCCGGCCCCGCCGCGCCCCCCGCUCCCCCGGGCUCUCCGCCGCUUUGCCCCGGCGCGGCUCGGCCCGGCCUCCCGGCUGCCAUUGGCGCGGGGCAGCGCGGGGGGCGGAGACGGCGGGGCCGCUAUUAAACAUCACAUGGCAGCCCGCAAAACCGGGGCAGCGGCUUGCGCGGUGGCUCAGUUGCGAGCAGUGCGGACGGCGGGCACCGGGGCUGGGCCUGUGAGUCCCGUGUCCCCCCCAACCCGCUGCUGGAUCUUACAGCACGUUAACUACCCGCGCCUCCCUUACGGCCACCGGCAGACCAUGCCAUCUCUAUGACAGUUGCUUGUUAAGCUAACUCUGCAUGCCAGAAGACUGUCCUUGGUGGAUCCAAGGGCUUUUGGGGACUCCAGCCUCUCCCCAGUUUUUCCGUGUGUGUGUGUUCCUCUAGAACUUUCAAAACUGUUUCUCCAAAGGGUUUUGCAGAAACUCAGACUGUUUUCUAAAGCAGAAGCACCCGAGUCCACAGCAGUAGUGAUGGGCAGCGUGCGAACCAACCGCUACAGCAUCGUGUCUUCGGAAGAGGACGGCAUGAAGCUGGCAACCAUGGCCGUUGCCAACGGCUUUGGGAAUGGCAAGAGUAAGGUACACACCAGACAGCAGUGCAGGAGCCGCUUUGUCAAAAAAGAUGGCCACUGCAACGUCCAGUUCAUUAACGUGGGGGAGAAGGGACAGCGAUACCUAGCAGACAUCUUCACCACUUGCGUGGACAUCCGCUGGAGGUGGAUGUUAGUUAUCUUCUGCAUGACUUUCAUCCUCUCCUGGCUUUUUUUUGGCUGUGUGUUUUGGUUGAUUGCACUGUUGCAUGGGGAUCUGGAGGAUCAAGAGAAUAGCAAACCUUGCGUCUCUCAAGUGAGCAGCUUCACCGCCGCCUUUCUGUUCUCCAUUGAGACCCAGACCACGAUCGGCUAUGGCUUCAGGUGCGUCACAGACGAGUGCCCCAUCGCAGUGUUCAUGGUGGUUUUCCAGUCUAUAGUAGGCUGCAUCAUUGAUGCCUUCAUCAUUGGUGCUGUCAUGGCAAAGAUGGCUAAGCCAAAAAAGAGAAAUGAAACUCUAGUCUUCAGCCACAAUGCCGUGGUGGCAAUGAGAGACGGAAAGCUGUGCCUGAUGUGGCGUGUUGGAAACCUGAGGAAAAGCCACUUGGUGGAGGCACACGUGCGAGCACAGCUCCUCAAAUCCAGGAUCACAUCAGAAGGGGAGUACAUCCCCUUGGAUCAAAUAGACAUCAAUGUAGGCUUUGACAGUGGGAUAGACCGUAUAUUCCUGGUCUCCCCAAUUACAAUAGUACAUGAAAUAGAUGAAGACAGUCCUUUGUAUGACUUGAGCAAACAAGACAUGGACAAUGCUGACUUUGAAAUUGUAGUAAUUUUAGAGGGCAUGGUGGAAGCUACUGCCAUGACUACCCAGUGCCGUAGCUCAUACCUGGCAAACGAAAUCCUCUGGGGCCACCGCUACGAGCCUGUACUCUUUGAAGAGAAAAACUACUACAAAGUGGACUACUCGAGGUUCCACAAAACAUACGAAGUGCCCAACACACCCAUCUGUAGUGCCAGAGACUUAGCAGAAAAGAAGUACAUUCUCUCUAACGCAAACUCCUUUUGCUAUGAGAAUGAAGUGGCCCUCACCAGCAAAGAGGAGGACGAGAUUGACACUGGGGUGCCUGAGAGCAUGAGCACAGACACCCACCCGGACAUGGACCACCACAACCAAGCAGGGGUGCCUCUAGAGCCACGGCCGCUACGGCGGGAGUCGGAAAUAUGACUGACAGACUCUUCCUCUCUCUUUUGGUUGAAAGGAAAAACCAAUACACCUAUCGGUCAAAGGCACGUUGACCUGAGAAGUUGGCCCAGAACAGUUUUCAGACAACGGUACUGUUGAAGAGCGGUGUGAAGGCGAGCAGACCUGAGAAACCCGGGCUGGUUUUAGGGCUGUCCUCAGAGGAGGGACGACAGAAAAUGAACUCUAAACACAAAGCACUAAACAUGUCUAAGUAUGAACAGAAGGCACAUAUGUUGUAGAAUAAAUUAUGUAUAUAUUUUUUUACAAAACUUGAACUUGCAGGCAAGCUUUGGUUGGGUUAUUAUUAUUUUUGUUUUCAACUUUUUCCAGAAUGCUUCUCUCUAGGGAACAAGAAUGUUUUUAAUGGCAUAACAAAGGCAAGAAUCUGCCUUAUUAUUAUUAUUAUAAUUAUUUUUUAAAGAGCUGCUGCUAACUACAUGAACACAAAUGGUUAUUUUUGUUGCAGUGUAGUUUUUUUAUUUUUCUCUUGUGUAAUUUAAAAACUAAACCAGAAUAAAUCAGUGUUGAACUUUUGGGGUUGAAAAGCUUCAGAGAGGCCGAUGUUGCCAGAAAGUCUAAACUCCUUUUGAGGCCAGUAGGUUGAGAGCUCGAAUCAAUUUCUCUCUUUCCAAUUACAUAAGGGGCAUUAUGUAGGAUCAGGCCAAUCAAUCGCCUCCAGCAAAAUUAUGAUUUUUUUGGGGGGGGGGAGAAUUUAAUUCUCUGUCUAAAGGAAAUAAAAUAUAUAUAUAGACACAUAGAAAAAAGUACUAAGUUAAAACUACCUAAAUGGAUACCAAAGAAAAUGCAGAGUUUUGCACAGUGGAGUUUAUUUUAAAAAAGAAAA